UGUGGUACGUUUGACAUGUGAAGGUUGUCUAUAUUACAACUGACGAUCACUUGAUUUGGAGGUACAGACAAAUAUUUGCCGUUGUUAUCUGUGAUGAAGGCUGAGCAUCUACGUGUUGCAGUGGAUGUUUCGAAGGAAUUCUUUGUAAUGUUGGCUCAAGUAGCCGUUUUGAACAAAGCACUGUAAAAUUUGUUCACAUUUCACUGAUCCUAAAGUAUUUUUAAGAGGUGUUGUGUAGAGUAAAUAGUAUCAUGGAGGUAUACAAUUACAAACAUUACCAUGAGCAGUUCAUGCAGAACUUGAAUGGAACAACACCAACAGAAAUCCUGUUGGUGGUAUUACCGGCUCCAAUUGGAAUAUUUCUAUCGACUUUCUUGUGUGCUGUUUUAUUGUGUUUGAAGCCUCAGAAAAUUUCUACUCCCACGAAUUUUGUCUGUUGGCUUCCAAUUUUUGUAGAUUUUAUAACUAUGAUUGUGCCUCUUGUACUAUGCUUUACUAUAUGUAGUGACAUACAUGUUGUUAUUACACUAAUAUUUAUGGUGGGCCUUUUUAUUUGUGUUGUAUACUGCUGUACUUCAUGUAGGAAAGUAUUGUCACAAGACUAUGUAAGCACACUUUUAACAACACAGAUACUGCCAAAUAAAAGGCCGUUUGUAACAAAUUUCAGAGCUGUGAUGAAUUUGAUGACUGGUAUAUGUAUUCUUGCAGUGGAUUUUAAAGUGUUUCCUAGACGAUUUGCAAAGACGGAAACAUUUGGCUACGGAUUGAUGGAUACUGGUGUAGGAAUGUUUGUUAUAUCUAAUGCUGUUGUUAUACCAGAAGCCUUAGGUUAUAAGGGUAAGUCACAGACAUUAGCAUCUGCCAUGUGGAGAUCUAUAAAAAGUACUGUUCCAUUACUCCUGUUAGGAAGUAUAAGAUUUUUUGUAACAAAACAGAUUGACUAUCACAUGCAUGUUUCAGAAUAUGGUGUUCACUGGAACUUUUACAUAACUUUAGCCAUAACAAAAAUUAUAUGUACACUGAUCCUACAGUUUGUAGAUUCUGAUUAUUCAGUAAUAAUUACAGCUGUGGUCAUCGGAAUUCAUGAACUCAUGCUUGUUUCUGGAAUCCAGGAUUGGGUUCUAAGUAAUGUGGCAAGAGAAAAUUUUGUCACUGCAAAUCGUGAAGGCAUUGUAUCUUGUUUGGGAUAUGUUGCACUGUAUUUUGCAGGUAUUUGUUUGGGCCAAGGAUUGCGAGAUUACAAAUCUAGCUUUCAGUCUAAUAUAUAUUUAAUGGGAAAGCAGAUUAUUAUUAGUGUAUUGCUGUGGUCUGCUACAGCACUGUGUAAAUAUUGGUUUGGCGUAUCUCGCCGUCUCGCCAACAUUGGAUAUAUAAUCUGGAUACUGGCUUUAAGUACAACAGUUCUUGUGAUAUUAAUUUUAGUUGAACUUCUGACUUGGACACUGAACAUGGUUUUCAAAGCAAAUACAAAAAAUGAAAAAGAUGGGCGUUUCCAUUUGACCAUUGGUUACGUUCCAGUGACUCUGGAAGCGAUAAACUAUAAUGGACUUUUCUUUUUUCUUCUAGCCAAUGUAGUAACUGGUCUGAUUAAUAUUUCUGUCCAGACUUUGACAUUUGGUGUGUUACAGAGUCUUUCCAUAAUUUGUGGAUAUAUGUUUGUGAUAUGUAACGUUACAGUUCUGUUAUAUUUUAAGAAAAUAAAACUUAAAGUGUGGUGAAGUUGUUAGUCACAAACUACAUGCUGUAAGUAAUUUCAUCUUGCUUUGACAAUACAGAAAUAAAACAAGUUAGUGGAAUGUAAGAUGUGUAUAUAAUAAAUAACCAUAUUCUAA
Messenger RNA from Zootermopsis nevadensis, 1832 nucleotides. RefSeq lists its product as uncharacterized. Gene Ontology annotation, biological process: protein localization to plasma membrane; GPI anchor biosynthetic process. Lineage: Eukaryota; Metazoa; Arthropoda; Insecta; Blattodea; Termopsidae. Gene Ontology annotation, cellular component: membrane; endoplasmic reticulum. The record is from RefSeq and is a predicted model, not a curated record. Gene Ontology annotation, molecular function: glucosaminyl-phosphatidylinositol O-acyltransferase activity.